Molecule: messenger RNA, 954 nt
Organism: Hemibagrus wyckioides
Lineage: Eukaryota; Metazoa; Chordata; Actinopteri; Siluriformes; Bagridae
Gene: psmb4
Product: proteasome 20S subunit beta 4
Exons: 7
Coding region: 28-804 (258 amino acids)
Cellular component (GO): proteasome core complex
Source: RefSeq, a predicted model, not a curated record
UUGGCGUCAUUUCCGGCUUUGUUCAAGAUGGAGGCGAGUGGACUGAAGUUAAAUUUCUGGGAGAAUGGACCAAAACCUGGAGAAUUUUAUUCAUUUCCAGGUGCUGGUAAAAGCACGGUUCCAGGAUGUGGACCCAUACGACACACACUUAAUCCCAUGGUGACAGGGACAUCCGUGCUUGGGGUGAAGUUUACAGGUGGUGUCAUCAUUGCCGCAGACAUGCUGGGCUCUUAUGGCUCACUGGCCCGUUUCCGCAACAUCUCCCGUCUCAUGAAAGUCAAUGACAACACCAUCCUCGGAGCUUCAGGGGACUACGCAGACUACCAGUACCUUAAACAAGUCAUUGAACAGAUGGUGAUUGAUGAGGAACUCCUUGGAGAUGGUCACAGCUAUAGUCCCAAAGCCAUCCACUCCUGGCUAACUCGUGUCAUGUACAACCGCCGCAGUAGAAUGAACCCACUCUGGAACACAGUCAUUAUUGGAGGAUUUUACAAUGGAGAAAGCUUCCUGGGCUAUGUAGACAAGCUCGGUGUUGCAUAUGAAGCUCCAGCAGUAGCCACAGGAUUUGGUGCAUACUUGGCUCAGCCCUUGAUGAGAGAGGUACUUGAGAACAAAGUAGAAAUUUCCAAGGACGAGGCACGGGCACUGAUAGAUCGAUGUCUCAAAGUGCUGUACUACCGCGAUGCUCGUUCUUACAACAGGCAUGAGAUCGCCAUCGUGACUGAAGAAGGAGUUGAGAUUCUCGGACCACUGUCAUCAGAAACAAACUGGGACAUUGCCCAUAUGGUCAGUGGCUUUGAAUGAAGUGAAUCAUUCAAAUGCUCAUCAUUUUGCUCAUCUGGAUUUCUUUCAUCAGUGGAUUAUUUGUACCACAAGCGAACUGUAAUAUCAAGACUACACUUAGUAUGUUUUACACUUGUAUUUGUUACCCAGAAAUAAAAACCUAAAAAGUGA